AAGCCGAUCAACCCACUCUGCGAAUCUGCUGAAGCGACCACGUCCGAAUUUAAAAUAAUACUAUGGCGGACUCGACACAACAACCUGAUUACUAUCUACACCUCGAUCUAGCCGGAGCCGAGAUGGAGCCGCAGCCUCAUACUGACGGCGGGGAAACCUUUCUAGACUUUUCAGAAUCAGGACAUGAAAACUCACAUCAAGACAUUUCUGAUCAGGAUACCAGCCAGUGGCAAAGUGAGGAAGUCAAAGACACAAUGAGUGCCACGAUAUCGGUGGACAGCACUGCUCUCGACAACAACAGCACACCCGUGAGUUUCAAUAACUUGAUAGAAGCUCAGGUCUCGAUAGACACAGGUGCAGUGCAUUGGAACGGAGCCCAUCAGGCGUACGGGUCGCUUAUGGAUAUGGAACUUGGCAAGAUUUCGCCACAGGAGCAGAUCACUGGUUGCAUCACACCAGACCUCAUUUUCCCAGCCGGUAGCCUCUCAAGCGCCGCACCGCCUACUGAGGACAUUGGAGCUAAGCAAGGAAGUGACAUUUCCGAGGCAACAUCGCUUCCGAAUAUUCCCUCACCCGCCAUCACCAUCCCUUCGACUUUAGAAAAGUCGGCAUCACCGGUGAUUCCACAAGCAGCAGCAGCGCUAGUAGCUGUUACUCCACCCAAGGAUAUCAGAAGGAGCACUAGAGCUAGGCGGCAGUCCAGUUUAGCAGCACAGAGCGAGGAGUAUCUUCAGAACGCACAAGGAGUGUCGAUAGUUGUUCCGUCGGCACCAGCAGAGCGGGUUACUCGAUCUAAGAAAGUUUAUUGCUAUUGUCAGAAACCAGAUGAUGGCGAGGUCAUGAUCCAAUGCGAUAACUGCCGGCAGUGGUUCCAUGGCGCUUGUGUUGAUGUUACUGAUGAGAUCGCUGAGUUGAUGGAGCUGAAGAACGAAAAGUUUUUUUGUGAUCCUUGUACAGAAAAGUUGAAAGGUAAGGAAUUGUGGUCGAUCAAUGCUUUGAGGUCCGAUGUGUGCCCAAGUUCUUUAUUUGGAUCCGUAUGUCAUUUCUUGGUUACAUAAAGAAUUAUACGCUGCGAAACCAAAUCAAACACUGGAACGAUGUGUCUCCCAUAUCAUUUGAAUCGUCCUCGGGAUUUCAAUCCGUUAUCUCUUGUCAACCUGCUUUACUGGCGGCAUCAUUUGGUCCAAUGCUUGAAACGUGUACGCGUGCUUGGUGCAUAUAUUUGUAGCUUGCUCCGCUGAGUCUUUUUUGAUCUGCGUGGUCUACUGAAGCACGCAUCGCAU
Messenger RNA from Gamsiella multidivaricata, 1283 nucleotides. RefSeq lists its product as uncharacterized. Gene Ontology annotation, cellular component: Set1C/COMPASS complex. The record is from RefSeq and is a predicted model, not a curated record. The transcript is spliced from 2 exons. Bases 63 to 1058 code for a protein of 331 amino acids. Lineage: Eukaryota; Fungi; Mortierellomycota; Mortierellomycetes; Mortierellales; Mortierellaceae. Gene Ontology annotation, biological process: positive regulation of DNA-templated transcription.